CUUCCUUCGCGGCACAGCAGGUAUCUCCAGCUCCAUGAGCUCUCUAGGGGAUCAGGUACGGAACUGGCACCAGGGCGUACUGGCCGUGGCACGCGAAGACUGGGACUGCGCGCUGUGCCUCUUCUCAGACGUCCGGGAGCCGCCGGCCAAGAUUUAUUUCAAUAUGGGCUGCGUGCACCUAAUGGCUGGGGAUCCCGAGGCUGCGUUACGGGCAUUUGACCAAGCAGUGACCAAGGACACCUGCAUGGCUGUUGGCUUCUUCCAGCGGGGAGUGGCUAAUUUCCUGCUGAAGAGGUUCCAAGAGGCCAUGUCUGAUUUCCAGCUGUCCCUGGCACAGCUGAGGGGCAAUGCUGCCAUUGACUACACACAACUGGGUCUGCACUUCAGACUGCAAGCCUGGGAGGUCCUAUACAACAUGGCAUCAGCACAAUGCCGGGCAGGGCUUUGGGCCAAGGCUGCUGACACUCUAGUGGAGGCAACUUCCAAAUGGCCAGAUGGGGCCCAACGUAUCCUAGACACUGCCCUGGACCAAGUGCAGAAACAGGUACCCCUGCAGCUACGGCAAGUCCCCAAGGGUGAAGUCUUCCAGCCGCCCAGGCAAUACCUACAGCAUCUGAAGCCCAUGGAUUUCCUUGGCAAGGCUAAGGUGGUGGCAUCUGUCAUCCCUGACCACCACAACACAGAUGGCUGGCCUCAGCAGAGGUUCCAGGUGGAACAGGUUGGCCAUCAGUCUCCUCCAUCCACUGGUGGUCCCAUGAGCCGUGCUCUGUGCUAUGACUUGCUGGCAUCUGGACGGCAUGACCAGGGCCCCUCUGAAGACUCCUCAGGAUCUGGGGGAGCACCAGCAAAGGACCCUGAAUCUUUGGUGAGUGUCACUGUGCAGUGCCACUUUACGGUGCCCCUGAAGGCCCCAAGAGACACUGACCUGUCCAGUCUCCGAUCAUUGCUGGCUCAAGCCCUCCUUCACCAGGCACAUAUGGGGCAGCUCAGUUACCAAGUGCCAGGAGAGGAGAGGUUCUGGGUCCCUAUCCCCACAGAGGAAUCACUGCAGGGUGUCUGGAGGAAUGUGACCAUGGGCCCAAGAGGGUUGCAGCUCCAGUGCCGGGGGGUCUGGGGCCGACCAGUCCUGUACCAGGUGCUUGCUCAACAUGAUUACUCAGCCCAAAGGCCUGAGGAUUUGGGCUUCCACCAAGGGGACACAGUGGAUGUUCUGUGUGAAGUGGACGAAGCAUGGCUGGAGGGACACCGAGAUGGCUGCAUCGGCAUUUUUCCCAAGUGCUUUGUGGUCCGUGGGGCCUAUGAGGAAGCCCUACCCAUUCCAGGACUCAAGCUAGGAGACCAGCACUAGCAAUACAUGUUGUGAUAAGAGCAGUUUUAAUUUAAACAAACAAAAACCUAUUCCCCUCA
This is a messenger RNA of Phodopus roborovskii (desert hamster), 1407 nucleotides long. RefSeq names its product NADPH oxidase activator 1 (gene Noxa1). NCBI's taxonomy places the organism in Eukaryota, Metazoa, Chordata, Mammalia, Rodentia, Cricetidae. The record is from RefSeq and is a predicted model, not a curated record. Gene Ontology annotation, molecular function: protein binding; superoxide-generating NADPH oxidase activator activity. Gene Ontology annotation, biological process: superoxide anion generation.